Carya illinoinensis is the source of this 820-nucleotide messenger RNA. RefSeq names its product late embryogenesis abundant protein 2-like. Bases 232 to 627 code for a protein of 131 amino acids. NCBI's taxonomy places the organism in Eukaryota, Viridiplantae, Streptophyta, Magnoliopsida, Fagales, Juglandaceae. The record is from RefSeq and is a predicted model, not a curated record. The transcript has 2 exons.
AGUUCUACCGGUACGCAAAGUUUUCCUAGUUCAGAGAGAGUUGUCUGAAGAAGUAGUACUUACUUAAAUCACCUUUGACGGAAAAUAUGGCAUCCCAUGAUCAGAGUUAUCGAGCUGGUGAAACCAAGGGCCAAGAUGAGAUGGCGGCCCUACAAGGAAUUUACUCAGCUCAGGCAAUGCCUUUUGUUGAUUUUUUGAAUCGUGAAUGCUCAGGAGAAAGCCAACCAGACGAUGGGUGCUAUGAGGGAGAAGGCCGAAGCGGUAAAGGAGAAGACCCAUGAUACGGCUGAAGCUGCCAAAGACAAGACCUCGAGCGCAGCCGAGUCUGCGAAAGAGUCCAAGGACCAAACCGGAAGCUACCUCUCUGAGAAGACCGGGGCCGCAAAGGAAAAGGCCUCCGAAGCCUCGGAGUCAGCCAAGCAGAAGGCUCAGGAGGCAGCAGAGGCCGCCGGCGAGAAGGCGCAGGCCGGAAAGGAAAAGACCGCUGGAAUAAUCCAACAGACCGGGGAGCGUGUGAAGAACAUGGCCCGAAGUGCGGCCGAUGCGGUGAAGAAUACCGUUGGCAUGGGCAAAGAUGGCGAUGAUGCUGAGGAUCAUAAUAAUAGCCCUCAUAAUAACGAGGGAUAAUAUAAAUAAUAAGGACGUACAAUGUUUUGAAUUUGGGAAUUGAAGUCUGUUGCCUGUCUGUUUUGUUCUGUAAUCUCUCUUAAUUUAGUUGUUGGGACAUCUUUGGUCGAAGUCCUUUGUUUCUCCAUUCGGUGAAAGGGAGAUGUAAUUUCAACUUAAAAAGAAAUAACAUGUCACUUUGGGUUCUUUUUAA